AUGAGCAUGAGGCAUAAUCUUCAGCGACACGCAAAGCGAAUCCUCGCUUACAGUAACAGGCCUCGAUUUUUCUGCUCCUACACCAACGUAACACUAUCGUCUCCGGCGACGAACCAAACUCUGCAGAGUCGGAUCGAAGCGGCUUCACAUCAGAAAGCAGAAAUCACAACGGUGCUUGAGCAAUGGCUACAGCAACAACAACAACAGGGGAAGCAGUUAAACCCUUCGUUAUUAAGAGGAAUCGUCGAGAAGCUCAGAAGUUCUAACCGACCUCGCCAAGCCCUAGAGGUAUCAGACUGGAUGGUCGAACAAAAGAUGUACAAUCUCCCGGAAGACUUCUCAGCUAGAUUUCAUCUGACUGAGAAGGUUUUAAAUUUGGAAGAAGCAGAGAAGUUCUUUGAGAGCAUCCCGGAGAAUAUGAGAUUCGAGUCAAUGUACAAUUCUCUAUUAAGAAGUUACGCAAGACAAUCCGGAGAAAAAGCUCUGAAGAAAGCCGAAUCUGUUUUCAAGAAGAUGAAGAAGCUAGGGUUGCUCUUGAGACCUUCACCGUACAACUCGAUGACAUCACUCUAUAGCUCUCUCGGAAACAGAGAUAAAGUCGAUGAGAUUCUUCGAGAGAUGAAGGAGAACAACGUUGAGCUCGAUAAUGUCACCGUGAACAACGCUUUGCGAGUAUACGCUGCUGUAUCUGAUGUAGCGACAAUGGACAAGUUUCUAGCUGAUAGGAAAGAGAUUACAAGGCUUGAUGGGCUCACAAUGCUUGCGAUGGCAAAGGCUUAUGAACUCAUGAGCCUAUAUGGUGAAGCAGGAGAGAUAGAAGAUGUUCACCGUGUAUGGGACAAGUACAAGGCGACAAGACAGAAGGAUAAUGAAGAAUUUCGAACUUUGAUUGGUUCUCUCUUGAAGCUUGGUGAUACCAAAGGAGCAGAGAAGAUAUACUACAAUGAGUGGGAGUGCUCCGGUCUUGAGUUUGAUAACCGAAUCCCCGAUAUGUUGGUGUCGGGUUAUCGCGAAAAGGGAAUGGUGAUGAAGGCAGAUAAACUGGUGAACAAGACUUUGUGGAUCAGAGGAUUGGCUACACCAAUCACUCUGUUGCUGGAAGAAAUGGAUAAAAAGGGGAAUAAAGUGAGUCCGCCGGGCUUGAGAGACCUCAUCAAGAAUCUACGUGAUUCAAAUCAGUUGUCCAAAGCACUUGAGGCAUCAACAUGGAUGUGUCAAAAAAAGGUGUUUAAUCUCUUUUCAGAAGAUUAUGCAACAAGGCUUCAUCUGACUGAGAAAGUGUUGGGUUUGGAGGAAGCAGAGAACUUUUUCGAAAGCAGCAUCCCGGAGAAUAUGAAAGAUUACUCUGUCUACGAUACACUCUUAAGCUGUUAUGCAAGAUCUAGCAACACUCAAAGUAAAGCUGAAGCCGUUUUCGAGAAGAUGAGAGAGCUAGGUUUACAAUCCAAACUUUCCCCAUUCAACUCGUUGAUAUCUCUCUACAGUGGGCAAGGGAAACUAAGUGUGGUCAAUAUACUUCUAUGUGAUAUGAAGCAUAAGAAUAUAGAGCCUGAUAUUGUCACGAGGAACAACGUUUUGAGAGCAAACGCAUACAUAUUGGCCAUAGACUCGAUGGAGAAAGUAUAA
This is a messenger RNA of Arabidopsis thaliana (thale cress), 1626 nucleotides long. RefSeq names its product Pentatricopeptide repeat (PPR) superfamily protein. The transcript has 2 exons. Bases 1 to 1626 code for a protein of 541 amino acids. NCBI's taxonomy places the organism in Eukaryota, Viridiplantae, Streptophyta, Magnoliopsida, Brassicales, Brassicaceae. The record is from RefSeq and is marked reviewed.